Messenger RNA from Saccostrea cuccullata (small rock oyster), 618 nucleotides. RefSeq names its product L-asparaginase 1-like. Gene Ontology annotation, molecular function: asparaginase activity. The annotation marks the transcript as partial. The transcript is spliced from 6 exons. The record is from RefSeq and is a predicted model, not a curated record. Lineage: Eukaryota; Metazoa; Mollusca; Bivalvia; Ostreida; Ostreidae. Gene Ontology annotation, biological process: amino acid metabolic process.
GGAGAUGGCACAAGAGUUGGAAGCAAAGUCAGUUUUAGUUUUAUACACCGGUGGAACAAUUGGGAUGAAAAAUAUGGGGAAAAAGGGAUUGGCCCCAGCAGCUGCCCAAGAAUUCAAAGAUUUUUUAUGGAAACGAUGGCAAUACCUGAAUGUUCCUGAUGUAGAGAAUCGUGUAGAAAACGGUGCCUCUUUAUUAAUGAAAUGGCCUCUUACAGAAGAAAAAAUUAUACUGAGCAUAUGGAUUUUGUGUUAUGAUCCCCUAAUGGACUCAAGCAAUAUGGCGUAUAAGGACUGGAUGAAAAUUGCAAACGACAUCAAAGAAAAUUACCAGCGUUUUGAUGGAUUUGUUGUUCUGCAUGGAACAGAUACAAUGGCAUAUACUGCAUCUGCAUUAUCCUUUAUAUUUACAAACCUCAUAAAAUCGGUUGUCUUAACAGGAUCACAGGUUUGUAGUACGUUGGAGGUGGUGUUGGCAACUCUCAAUGUUUCAAACUCAAAGAGGAACACAGACUUUACAUUGGCAGAGGUGGUCAGUAAAGUCCAAACAGUGAGUGAAAGUCUGGUGGACUCCUGUCUUGCCAUCUCUAGUUGUUUCCCGCAUGAUCCAGUCCACUACAG